Molecule: messenger RNA, 328 nt
Organism: Sciurus carolinensis (gray squirrel)
Lineage: Eukaryota; Metazoa; Chordata; Mammalia; Rodentia; Sciuridae
Product: small cell adhesion glycoprotein-like
Exons: 1
Coding region: 38-328 (96 amino acids)
Source: RefSeq, a predicted model, not a curated record
UCUGCCGAUCCUGCAAGGUAUUCAACCCUUGGCAGCAAUGACUGACCUCCGGACCACACCUUCUCCUGGAGAACUGACCACCCCACUUCUGCAGGCCACUGAGGCCUUGUCCCCAGAAGCUGAAGAAGCCAGCACAGCACUUAUUGCAGUUGUUAUCACCGUGGUCUUCCUCACCCUGCUCUCGGUCGUGAUCUUGAUCUUCCUUUACCUGUACAAGAACAAAGGCAGGUACGUCACCUACAAACCUGCAGAAGGUGAGCCCAGCACCAUCCUCCAGAUGGAGAGUGACUCAGCCAAGGGCAGAGAGAAGGAGGAGUAUUUCAUCUAA